Molecule: messenger RNA, 7059 nt
Organism: Rattus norvegicus (Norway rat)
Lineage: Eukaryota; Metazoa; Chordata; Mammalia; Rodentia; Muridae
Gene: Chic1
Product: cysteine-rich hydrophobic domain 1
Exons: 6
Coding region: 83-763 (226 amino acids)
Cellular component (GO): membrane
Source: RefSeq, marked validated
AGUCCGUUCCCCCUCCUCUCCCAGCAGCUCCGCAGGUUCAAACUCUUCUCCCGGAGAGUGGCGGCGAUCGCGCGGUCACGUGAUGAGCAUCCUGCUGCCCAACAUGGCGGAGUUCGACACCAUCUCGGAAUUGGAGGAAGAAGAAGAGGCAGCAACAUCGUCCUCGUCUCCGUCGUCGUCGUCGUCGUCGUCGUCGUCCGUAUCUGGGCCCGAUGAGGACGAGGAAGAUGAGGAGGAGGAAGACGAGGAGGAGGAAGACGAGGAAGACGAGGAAGAAGAAGAGGAGGAGGAGGUGCCGCCCCCGCCUCGGGUAGUGAGCGAGGAGAAUCUGCGGAGAUAUGCCCCAGACCCUGUGUUGGUGCGCGGCGCCGGCCACAUCACUGUGUUUGGAUUGAGCAACAAGUUUGAUACAGAAUUUCCGUCAGUUCUGACAGGGAAGGUGGCUCCAGAAGAAUUUAAGACCAGCAUUGGCCGCGUGAACUCAUGCUUGAAAAAGGCUCUCCCUGUCAAUGUGAAGUGGCUGCUAUGUGGAUGUCUCUGCUGCUGCUGUACCCUGGGGUGCAGCCUGUGGCCUGUUAUUUGUCUCAACAAAAGAACCAGAAGAUCGAUUCAGAAGUUACUAGAAUGGGAGAAUAACAGAUUAUACCACAAGCUGGCUCUGCACUGGAAGUUGACUAAAAGGAAAUGUGAAACUAGCAAUAUGAUGGAGUAUGUAAUACUAAUAGAAUUCUUACCAAAAUACCCCAUAUUCCGGCCCGACUGAGGAGUUUCAUUCAGUCACUUCUGUGUUAUCUGUCAUUUCCUACCCUUAGUGCCUUGUAGAUGAUCUUGGAAUGGAGACAGUCUCCUUCGCUGUGUUCAAUUUAUUCUUUACAACAGUAGACUAUUCUUCUCACUCUUUUAUUUGUGUUAAUUUAAGAAAAUUUGCACAUCCUUUUUGUUAUUAAAUGAGGCUUGUGUUUUGCACUCUCGAUUUUUAAAUGCAAACAUAUAUCCGUAUUUACCGUUGACACUAAAAGACAUCAGUGCUGGUGUUUAAAGAAACAAAACAAAAACCUUGUUCUGAGCAUGCUGCCUUAUGAUUUUCAUACUCACUGUUUCUAAAUAUGCAUCAUUUUUCUAGGCUAUUUAAUGCUCUGUAAUCCCUUACUGAACACACCCAAAUAAGCUUUUGGUAGCUUUUAGAAAUGGUUUUACUCUGCUCUUAAAGAACAUGCGAUUAAUAGCACUGGUUUCCUCCUGCACUUUGCUAAACUGUCACUUAUGUUAGUGGAUAAAAUAUUUAAAUUCCUAAAGACUUGUAAAUAUUGUCUCUUUGCAUAAUGUAAAAUGUGGUAUGCCAUGGUUUACAGAAUGUAUUAUUAUUAUCAAUGUAUUGCCAACAAUUCCACAUAGAUUUUAAUAUGAAUGACGUUUGCAAGCAUCCUUUUGAAUGUAGAGACCUUUAACAUGCUGUUUUGUGGCAAAGCCAAAAUGAGUAUGUUAAAUUUCAGGUGUGGGGCAGUGUGCCCUUCCUAAUAAGUGGAUUAAAAUUGAAAUCAUUACUUCAGAUCUUGGGCAUUGCACCUGAGACCAAGAAUUUUUUUUCCAUUUAAUUCACUGUUCCUUUUAUCCUCCCCAUCUUAUAGCCUCACUAGUUCUCAUUUCCUUUCCCCUGUGUAUCCUUUCCCUCCUUUGAAAAUACACAAAAUUUUGGUCUUUAAAAGUCUUGAGAGCUGGGCACAUGUUGUUAAUCCCAGCACUCAGAAGGCAGAGGCCAGGGAUCUCGUUGAGUUUGAGGCUAGCCUAGUCUACAGUAUGGGUCUAGGACAGCCAGGGCUACACAGAGAGACCCUGUCUUAAAAACAAAGUGUCUUGAGAUUUUUGCCUCUCAUGUGAGUUAUCGAGGCCUCCAUGAAAGCCAUGGCUUAUCCUCCUCUGAAGUUCCUGUAUUCUACAUUGAGAAAGAGCACAGAGAAACUCUUACCUACAUAGUAAGCUAGUCAGUUGAGAAAACAGCCUUAGCCUUCUGAUUGAAGAUCUUUUUUAAACAUUUAUAAAUUAUUGAGGAAAGACAAGUAAAAUUUAGAUAAAAUUGGUUUUGUUUGUAAAUUGGCCACAUGUUUUGAUUGAUACAUGCAUCUUUCUGGGGUUUUUUUUCCAUAAUUAAAUUGAGUUUCAUUACUACAUUGGUUCUACUAUAAUUUGAAAUUAUAAUAUAACAAAUGUUUUAUAACAUUAAUUCAACUGCAAGUGAAUGCCUGUAUAUGGGCAGUGACUGACAUACAUUCUCUCUGUCCUUCUACUCUUAGCUGCUUUUAAGUAAGCUCAUCUCAGUGAACAGAGCAAAUCUCAUCAAGGUCGAGCCUUUUUAAGGCACUUUUAAGACUUAUGCCUAAUCUGAAAUCCUUAGUCCUUGAUGGAAAGAGGAAGGACAUCCUGUUUGAUAAAGUGGUUCUAAUGGUUUGCACAAAACCUUUUUGAGCCACCAGAUCUCUAAGUUCUAAUAUAUUAUGUAUGCCUGCAAAUAUGUCUGCCUGCUGCAAAACUGAAGGUGUAUUUUUAUAGAUAAGAAGGAAGCCUUUGAAAAUGCAUACCUAAUGUCUUGUUUUAUAGCUAAGGUCAGGGAAAAACAUAUCUAUGUCUUAUGUUCCAGCUAAUGUCAUCAAAUUUAUGCUUCAUACUGUGAUGUUUUAAUACCAAAAUUGAUUUCCAUCAUAAUAUAGAAUUUUUCAUUCUCACUGGUAAAAUAAUUACUUGUGAAUGUCAGCCCUCAGUAAUCUUACAUUUUGUCUGUAGCCUUAGAAUUUCACCAAAUCGUAAUCAUAGGAACUUUUUCUGCCAUGUACAAAUCACACUUCAUUUUGUUCAAAAAGAAAUCAAGAAGUGUAAUGAAUUGUUUCCAUGAAACAAAUAUCAAGACAGGAAUAGAUUGUAUCUGGAAGUGACCAAGUAUAAUUCAAGUUAUAAUAGUAUUUGUGAUUUAAAAUAUUUACCAUAAUAUGUCAAAUCAAUUUGAACUACUCAUAACUGUGUUAUUUUAUUGUUCAGUAUACUGAUUGAUAGAUCAUAGUUUCUUGAAAUACCAGAAAACAGUCCAUUUUCUUGUUUCCUUUCUUUCUUAUGUGACUGUAGUUUGAGUGGGGAAGAAGUUCCUUUUCAUUGAAAUUAGCCACAGCAAGUACUACGCUGACAGAGUACACUGUGGUCACUAAUCCCUCCCCGAUCAAACUUUUUUUCUUUUAACCUCAGGAUAGAAUGUAACUUGUAUUUUUCUAUUGGGUUAGCCAGGUAUUUUGUGAAAGUUAUUUUUGACUGAAAAAGAGAAUAAUUUUGUUGAUAUACAAUAAUCAUUUAUUACCAUGGUAGUUUCCAAAGGAAAAAAAGUUUAAAAAAAAAAAAAAAAACAUGUUUUAGGCAAAGCUUCUAAAUCUCAGUAGGCUUUGAGAUUUCGAGUUAAAGCCUGGCAUGGUGGUUUACACCUCUAAUCCCAGCAUUUUGGGGGCUAAGGUAAGAGAAUUGCUGUGAAUUUGAAGCCAGCCUGGGCUACAUGAGUUCAAAACCAGCUUGGGCUACAGGCUGUCUCAAGAAAAAAAGAAAAGAAAAGAAAGAAAAUUAGUGGCUGUUAUUUCUCAUUCGAUCCAAGAUUCUGGUUUAAUACAUUGAUCCAACUGGUCAUUUUAAAGUUUGUCUAAAAGGCCAGUAACAUCUAUAUUAUUAAUAAAAAAAUAAGGGCAAAUGUCACAUGCCCUUAUCUCAGUCAUGUCCUCUACUCGGCUCCCAUUUUACCCCAUGUUAAUUUAGGAAAGAGAUUAUUGUAACUUUAGAAAUAGAUGGGAAAGUGCCUUGUCUUUUUCAAAGAUAAUGUGGUAUGUAGAAGGAAGCAGAAUAAAUGAAUUAAUAAUGAUUAGAAAUCAUUCAUUUUAACUAGGCAUGAUAGCACUAGGUUAUUAUAUUUCUCUUACUUAAAUCCAUUUAUUUAUCUUUUAAUCAUGUGGUAUAUUAGUGAGAAAAUAUCACAGAAUAGAACUAUUAGUCACUUAAAAUUAGUGUGAUUUUAAUGCUAAUAAGCAUAGAAUUUAACAUGGUUCUGGAAGGACAAUGGUCUUUGAUCAAAGACCUACCAAAACUCGCUUAAGAAUUAAAUGUCCAUAUUUCUUAUAUCAACAUGACCUGUAAACACCAAUAUCUCAGAAAUGAGCUGUAUUUGUGGCCAGCAUUGCCAUUUUAAUGAGAGUUGUUGUUGCCUUUAUAACGUUAGGAGAGCUCAAUAGCAUUUGUAAGCCUAACAACAAUUAGGUAUUUUCAAAUGUAUGAGACCUUUACAAAUCAUUAGCACUUUUAUUUUUGCUUACAGAUAAGCUGCCCCUUAAACCAUUACUUGAACAUGAAGACCACAGACAAUAUUUCGUUUGAAUUUACUGUAUGUCCUAGGCAAAUACAGAAUUUAUACUCAUCUGAUUAAUUGGAAUAGCUUUCACACAGUGGAAAUACUUUUUCCUAAAUUGAGUGGAAGUAUUUAAUUCAUUGAAAUUAAGUCCAAUUAUGCCUAUAGAAGUCUGCUUCUUAAAAAAAAAAAGGUCUAUUUUACAACUAUCAAAUCACCCUUGAGUGGUGAACUGUUGGGAAAUUUUUCGUGGUAAAGAAUAAGUUUAUUAAUACUUGUUCAUAUACUUUGUGAGCUAAAAAUAAUUGAAGGAUAUCUCUAAGUAUAUCCUUCCAUGUGUGAGUGUGUAUGUGUAUAUAUAUGUAUAUAUAUAUAUAUAUAUAUAUCUAUGUAAUUCUUAUCUUGCUCCAGCUUUUCCUCUCACCUGAUUCUGAGCCAGCCUUUUUAUUUUGAUGAUGGCAACCUGAGAAUAUGUUCCAUUUUCUGUGAAUUUUGUCAAAGUCAGACUUAAUGAAGAAACAAUCUAUCUGAUAUUGUAGGCCCCAGGCAAGUGGCCUAAAUUCUGUGUCAGCGUUUUCCUCUGUAAAAGUAGAGGGUUGAGCCUUGAGCUGGACAGGAAAUGAGAGGUUAGCUAACAUUCUGUGGUUCUGAGAAGCCACAGAAGAUCUUUGCAGAGUGUGGGAACGGUUAUUCUCAGAUCUGCACUCGGUGGAAACUCACAGUGCCUUGCACACCGUUUGAGUUCAGUUUGCUGGCUGGCUGCGAGUUGCUGUGUGUUAGUCAAAACACAUGCAAAGAACCCAAUGCCUGGUAGACCUUAUUCCCUCUGUGCUGAUAAAAGUGAAUGUAGUUUCCCUAGGAAGUAAGAGCUGGGAUCUCUUGUUUGCCAUGUGGAAUCCGGACAAUGCAGUUGGUAUCAGGUGUGACAAAUGGUAUCCACUUAGACUGUGUGAAGAGUUGCAAACUCAGUUUCACAUCUGUUUCGGUGUCUCGCCACAUUCCCUACUCACAAAAAGAUCAAUCCAAAUGGACUUAGAAAAUUCAGUGGAAAGGAAAAUGGCAUAGAGUUCAAACCCAAGUCACUUCUAGUUUAAUUCUUAGCUCUGCUGCUUAAUUCCUCUGUACCUCAUGUCCUCAUUGCUGAUGUGGGGACAAUAAUCUGGACCUACCUCACAGGGGAAUUGAGGGUCUUUUUCAUGUGUCCGUGUGCUUAGAAGCUGACUAAAAGAAAUAUCGGAUAGCAUGAUUAUAUAAUUUCUACGUAGAUGUGACUUUCGAUCUGUGUUGUUAUGUUUUCUUUCUCAGUAACAUCCUACAGAGUAAGUGUUACCAUUGACUUAUUUUUUCCAAGUCAUUUUUGUUUCUAAUGCCCUAUUUGUUAACCAUGAGUGAUUGUACUAUAUUAAUACUUGAUUUAGGGAGGAAAGCAGGUGGGUAUAAACCAGUGGCCCUCAGGUUAGAGUAAAUAAAAAUAACAGUGGAAAGUAACCUUGAGUCUUUCUCAAGAAUUAUUAAUUCAAACCAUAACACUAAUGGCCACACACAUUCCUUCUACACCAGCCAAACAAGACAUGGAUUCACCAUGCAUUUUGCUUAUGUUCUUUCCUGUUCUGUCUAUUGCCAUUGCUUACUGACACUGAUUAAAGCUGUGAAUGGAAGUGUGCUUGUAAUUAAUUAAUGGAACUGAGAAAGCUGUCCUUAAGUGUACUUUAAUAUAUACUUGAAAAUGGGGAAGGAAUUUAGAGAUCCAUAUGAUGAAAAUGGUGGGAGCCACUUUGUAAAAGCACUAAGAUUAUUGGCCUCUCAACACAUUGCUUCCUAGUCCCUGAAUGAUAGAGAGAGAGAGAGAGAGAGAGAGAGAGAGAGAGAGAGAGAGAGAGAGAGAAUAUAGAAUUGAGUAGAUUGAGCUAUAAAUACAGAUAUAAUUUGCCUUCAGUUUUGAUUUGUUUCAGGAUUCUGGCACUGAACUGAUUCAGUGGGGUAUGUCCAUAUACACAUACAGGAUCGCAAAUGUGCAGUGUUCUGGUGUCAUGUUCUAGCAUUAGUCUAACUAACAAUUUCUCAGCAUCUGAAAGUAGUUCUGUGUGUAAAGCCUGUAUGAUAAUCAAGGCAAUAAGUUCUCAAAUGGUCCUUUUACUCCUGCUUAUUUGAUUUGCUUUUAUCUUGGCAUAAUUUUCCUGCUUUUCUGUUUGUAUUGUAAGCAAAUAGUUGAAAAUUGUUCUAAUGCCUGGACUUUGGAACAAGUUACAAAUGUUUGAAAUUAUAUAAUCUCCAAGCUAGUUUGCUGUCCUUGGACUAAUUACAUACAAGUAUGAAUCUACUGCAAGGACAUCCAGAUAGCUACAGAGCUGGCAUUGUUCAAAAAACCUGAUUGAAAAUGAAACAACUUCUCCAUUUUUGGCAGAGGAUUCCUGUUGGGACAGCUUUAUCAGAAGAGAAUAAUAGUGGCUAUAUCUGUCAAACCAAGAACUUUCAUGCAUCUUGUAGUGUUAUGUAGCCUGUGGAAUGAAUUCCUCUUCCCCCUUGAGGCCAGGACUGACUCUCCUGGAAGAACUCAACCUAUAUACAGCUGUGCCAAAUGAAGGCUACCUGCCUCUGAGACUCCCACUGCUGCUUCUGUCGUUGUUCACUUGUCAGAUACAAUUUUAUUCUCAGGAUGCAAAUUCCAAUAAAGUACAAAUCUAUGUUACUGA